Molecule: messenger RNA, 2436 nt
Organism: Naumovozyma dairenensis CBS 421
Lineage: Eukaryota; Fungi; Ascomycota; Saccharomycetes; Saccharomycetales; Saccharomycetaceae
Gene: CWH41
Product: mannosyl-oligosaccharide glucosidase
Exons: 1
Coding region: 1-2436 (811 amino acids)
Biological process (GO): protein N-linked glycosylation; oligosaccharide metabolic process
Cellular component (GO): endoplasmic reticulum membrane
Molecular function (GO): Glc3Man9GlcNAc2 oligosaccharide glucosidase activity
Source: RefSeq, a predicted model, not a curated record
AUGGUGGGAAUCAACAUACUAACUUUUUGUUGGCUUUUAUUCCAAUCAGUUGCCGGUUCAGACGACUUUGAAAAUGAUGUAUAUGAGAAAUCAAUAAAUCAAACAUUAUUAUGGGGUCCGUAUAGAUCAAAUUGUUAUUUUGGUAUUACACCACGUUAUAUCGAUGAAUCUCCCUUUGUCAUGGGGUUGAUGUGGUUUGAUAGUCAUUUAACUAAUGGGAUAUCUUCAAUGAGACAUUUUGUUGAUGAAAAUGAUAGGAUGAAGAAAUAUGGUUGGAAUGCAUUUGAUCCAAGAAUUGGUGGCGAAGAAGUUAUCAUUGACGAAGAAAAUAAUGUUAAUUUGAGCUUGUCUUUUGUUAAAAGUCAUGAUGGAUUGAACUGGGCUUUAAGAGUGAAGGGGAAACCAUUGGAUUUGAAUAAGAAAUCUACUACUUCCAUUGUGUUGUACAUGCAACAACAAGGUGAUGCCAAUACAAAUGAAUUAUUAAAGACAAGAGACGAAGAACACUUUGUUUUAAAGGGUAAGUCUACUCAGUUGGGUAAGUAUGAUAUCUCGAUCAAAGAUAAUGAAGGGCGUUAUUAUAAGGACCCAACUUUAAAAUCAAUGAAAAUUGCUGAGGGGGCAGAUUGUUCACAAAUGAGCCACUUAUCAUUGAAUGUUCCUGACCACGAAAGUUGGAAAGCUCGUGAUAUAUUUCAAACCAUUAUUGGUGAUUCCAUUAAAGAUAUCGUUCAAGAACAAGGCAGCAUGGACAAUUUUGAUAAUAGAUUAACUCCAAGUUUGUAUCAGAUAAGAAAUAUUUAUAACCUACCGCCAGGUAACUUCCAUUAUGUUCAAAAGACAUUUGAUCUUUCCGAUACAGAGGGUUUUGAAUUUGAUAUGAUUUUUAACAGUGCUCAAUCAAAGCAAAGGAUCGAAUCAUAUAAUGAGAUUAGCAGUUUAAUAACUUCGGCUUUGAAUGAAAUUAACAUCAAAUUCGAUAAGAUUUUUACCAUCGAUUCUGAAGAAAAAAGAAACUUUGCUUUAGAGACAUUAUCUAACUUAUUGGGUGGGAUUGGUUAUUUCCACGGUACUCAAAUUAUUGACAGAACUACUGUAUUUGAUGAAGAUCAAUUCCAAGAAAUUAAAUUGAUUAAUGGUAAAGAAGAAGGACCAUACUCCUUAUUUACUAGUGUUCCAAGUCGUAGUAAAUUUCCUCGUGGGUUCUACUGGGAUGAAGGUUUCCAUCUGUUACAGAUUAUGGAAUAUGAUCUUGAUUUAGCAUUUGAAAUAAUGGCAAGUUGGGUUGAUUUAAUUGAUGAAGAUGGUUGGGUAGCUAGAGAAGUUAUUCUUGGGGAUGAGGCAAGAAGUAGAGUUCCAGCGGAAUUUACAGUCCAAAGCCCGAAAAUUGCAAAUCCACCAACAUUAUUAUUGGCAUUCAGUGAAAUGCUACAAAGGGUGACCGGUAAUGUUGAUAAUUUUCACUGUGAUGAAUCCACUGAGGAUGACACAAUUGGGGAUUUUACACAAGAUGGUAAUCGACUUGAAAAUAAUCCCGAUUUAAUCAAAGAGUAUGCUAGAAAAGUGUACCCCAAAUUAUUGAAGCAUUAUAAUUGGUUUAGAAGAACUCAAAAAGGUGUAAUUGAUGAAUAUUCUGAUAUUUUUGAGGAAGAGGGUAUUUGGGAUUCUAUCCAUAAGGAUGAGGUUUUCAAGUGGGUAGGACGCACCGCUACUCAUUGUUUACCAAGUGGUCUAGAUGAUUAUCCAAGGGCUCCAACUCCAGAUAUAGCUGAAUUACAUGUCGAUGCCCUUUCUUGGGUUGGUAUAAUGACAAGGUCGAUGAAACAAAUUGCAAAUAUCUUGAAUCAAGAAAAUGAUGAAAAAUUAUACGCUCAAAUUGAAUCGAACAUUAUUGAGAAUUUAGAAACACUUCACUGGAAUCCAAAGAGUGGCAGUUACUGUGAUAUUACUAUAGACGAGGAAUAUGGUGAUAGUCGUGAAUUUAUAUGCCAUGACGGAUAUAUAUCUCUUUUGCCAUUUGCUUUAAAGUUAAUACCAAAGGACUCACCCAACUUAGAUAAAGUCGUUUCAUUGAUAGCUGAUGAAGACAAAUUGUUCUCUCCAUUUGGUAUACUUUCGUUAUCUAAACAAGAUGAGUAUUUUGGUAGAGGUGAAAACUACUGGAGAGGGCCGAUCUGGAUGAACAUUAAUUAUUUGGUCCUUGAUGCCUUGAAAUACUAUUAUCCUGAAAUAACUUCAACACAAAAAUCGAAAAGAACACCAGCCGCUAAACUAUGUAAUGAAUUGAGCAACAGAUUAAUCAAGAACGUCUAUCGAGUAUGGAAGCAUUCAGGAUAUUGUUAUGAGAACUAUAGUCCGAUAGACGGCCAUGGCAUGGGGACCGAGCAUUUCACAGGUUGGACUGCCUUGAUUGUCAAUAUUCUCGGUCGUUCCUAA